Messenger RNA from Mycena indigotica, 1104 nucleotides. Its product is annotated as Autophagy-related protein 3. Bases 19 to 1104 code for a protein of 361 amino acids. Gene Ontology annotation, molecular function: Atg8-family ligase activity. The transcript is spliced from 7 exons. Gene Ontology annotation, cellular component: cytosol; cytoplasmic ubiquitin ligase complex. The record is from RefSeq and is a predicted model, not a curated record. Lineage: Eukaryota; Fungi; Basidiomycota; Agaricomycetes; Agaricales; Mycenaceae. Gene Ontology annotation, biological process: autophagosome assembly; autophagy of mitochondrion; nucleophagy.
CUAUAUCGAUCCUCGAUUAUGCAUGCGAUUCAGCAACAUUACUGGUCUGUCCGGGAGUACCUCAGUCCUGUGCUGAAGGAAAGCAAAUUCAAAGAGCAUGGUCGGAUUACUCCAGAAGAGUUUGUGGCUGCCGGCGAUUUUUUGGCAUACAAGUUCCCUGUGUGGAGUUGGGAGGGCGGCGACUCAUCGAAAGGGAAGGACUACCUUCCGAGCGACAAGCAGUACCUUGUUACGCGUGGCGUACCCUGUCUCCGUCGCGCCACUGCUUUAGCCUAUACCGAUGCUGAUGAAGACGCCGAACGCCUACUUUCUUUUGGCGACUCUUCUACUGGCGCAGACGAAUGGGUCGAGACACAUGCUGGCCGGAAGAUCAACACCGACGCAAAUAACCCUGGUAUGAUUGACGAUAUUCCUGACCUGGAUGGGGCACACGACGAUGACGGAGGAGUCACACAUGGAGUCGGGGCGCUUUCGCUGGGCAGUGGGGCGGCAGAUGUGACGCCUGAUAUUGACGAUAUUCCGGAUAUGGAGGAGGAAGGGCUAGAAGAGGAGGAUGAUGCCGCUGCUGCCCCACCAGCCGUCGAGUCAACCCAAAUCGAGGUGGCCAACGGCAAUCUGCUUCAAGUGCGAACUUACGAUGUCAUGAUCACUUACGACAAAUACUACCAAACUCCCCGUAUCUGGCUGAUUGGGUAUGAUGAGAACCGAACACCACUGACUCCGCCGCAAAUCUUCCAAGACGUUUCUGCAGACCAUGCAUUCAAGACCGUCACCAUCGAGCCCUUCCCACAUUCUUCGUCGUUACAGGCCGCAUCGGUUCACCCCUGCAAACACGCCAGCGUGAUGAAAAAGGUCAUCGAGCGAAUGAACAACAGUGUGGUCGAAGAGCAACUUGCCCAGCGCAACAAGUCAGCGGCCAAAGACAAGGACGGAGGCAAGAAGAAGUGGUUCGGACGCAAGACCAGCGGGAGUGGUAAAGACAUGGCUCCAACAGAGGAAGAGGAGGUCGAGGGAAUGCGAGUGGACUUUUACCUCAUCGUUUUCCUCAAGUUCAUCGCUUCAAUUGUGCCCACUAUUGAGGUCGAUUCAACCACCUCAAUGUGA